AUGUCUUCUGUUCGAACCGCUGCCCGCGCUCUCCACACCGUGGUCACCAGCAAGCCGCCUGUGCGCGAAUGGCUGGUCAUUCUUCCCGACAAUACUCAAGUGGCAAGGACCAUCCCCAACACAAUACCUGCGAUACACAUCACUAAUAAAGUACCAGCUGGCCCGCCGUAUCGCAAUCCGGCCUCAGCACUCUCCCAAUUUCGUGCGCCUCCACAAGGAGGGCUAUGUCUCCUGGGCCGGUUCGUUUCCCCGCACUUUCCUAUUCUGGUAUUCAUGGCCCCCAUCUGUCUUGAUUCUCUCGAGCUUUCAGCUGAAACCAACAAAGGCCCCAUCUUCGCCCGGCCAUUCGUCAAGGGCGCCGUCGAGAACCGCCCCUUUGUCGGCAGCGUGAUGAUCGUCAACGACACCGAUCCUGAGGCAAUCCGCGCGAAGCUCAAAUUGGACAUAUACACGCAGGAAAGGAUCUGGGACUGGGAGAAUGCGGAAAUCCUCCCGUUUCACACGUUGGAGCGCAGUCCUGCCGAGUUGGAGAAGUAA
This is a messenger RNA of Penicillium manginii, 537 nucleotides long. RefSeq lists its product as uncharacterized. The record is from RefSeq and is a predicted model, not a curated record. The coding region runs from base 1 to 537 and encodes 178 amino acids. The transcript has a single exon. NCBI's taxonomy places the organism in Eukaryota, Fungi, Ascomycota, Eurotiomycetes, Eurotiales, Aspergillaceae.